AUGCCAACCGCCACUGCUGACUACAAGCUCUUUACGCCACUCAGACUCGGACACGACCUCGAGCUUAAGAACCGUGUCGUGUUCGGUCCGCUCACUCGAGGUCGCGCCAACGCCAAUCGUGUCCCCUCUGCUGACAAUGAGCUCUACUAUGAACAGCGCGCAGGUGCCGGUUUGAUCAUCACUGAAGCCACCGCCAUCUCCGAGCAAGGCUACGGAUGGUACCACGCUGCUGCUUGCUACAACGAGGCACAUGUCGCUGGCUGGAAACGCGUGACAGACCGCGUGCACAAGAAGAAGGGGACUAUUUUCCUGCAAAUGUGGCACAUGGGUCGGCAGAGCCAUUCAAGCUUCCAAUCGACGAGAGAGAUCGUGUCGGCGUCAGCGUUGCGACUCGAGAGUGGCCACACGCGCGACGCCAAAUACGUCCAGGCCGAGUACGAGACGCCUCGUGCACUCGAGACCCACGAGCUUCCGGGGGUCGUCGAGUCGUACCGUCACGGGGCGGAACUGGCCAUGAAAGCCGGAUUUGAUGGGGUCGAGAUCCACGGUGCGAAUGGCUACCUCAUUGACCAGUUCUUGCAGUCGUGCUCGAACAAACGCACGGAUAAGUACGGCGGGUCGUUCGAGAACCGUGCACGUCUGUUGCUCGAGAUUGUUGAAGCUGUCAAAACGGCUGUACCGGCACAUCGCAUUGGCGUUCGUCUUGCUCCGAAUGGGGCGUUUGGCGGUAUGGGGAGUGAAGACAACUAUGAGAUGUUCAAGUACACGAUGGAGCAGCUCGGCACGCACGGACUUGGUUACCUCGCUAUUCUGGAUGGUCCGGGUCUAGGAUACACGGACAAGUGCCGUCACACGACUCCGUUCGAUGCCAAGACGGCAUUCAAGGGCGUCGUGAUGGCCAACAACAAUUACACUCGGGACCUCGCGGAGGGCGCACUUCGCACUGGCGCAGCGGAUUGCGUCGGGUUUGGACGGCUGUACAUUUCAAACCCUGAUUUGGCUGAGCGCUUCCAGAAUGACUGGCCUGUAGCUCCCGAGGCAGGACGCGAGGUGUAUUAUGAUUCGUCGCUGGGUGGCAAAGGCUACAAUGACUUUCCGUUCUACCAAGCUAGCUAG
Messenger RNA from Peronospora matthiolae, 1116 nucleotides. Lineage: Eukaryota; Oomycota; Peronosporomycetes; Peronosporales; Peronosporaceae. The record is from the annotation of a GenBank genome assembly.